Rhineura floridana is the source of this 4534-nucleotide messenger RNA. It is a transcript of the gene STARD10, whose product is annotated as StAR related lipid transfer domain containing 10. Gene Ontology annotation, molecular function: lipid binding. The transcript is spliced from 6 exons. The coding region runs from base 1271 to 2083 and encodes 270 amino acids. NCBI's taxonomy places the organism in Eukaryota, Metazoa, Chordata, Lepidosauria, Squamata, Rhineuridae. The record is from RefSeq and is a predicted model, not a curated record.
UCAGCAAGAGGGCGCACCGGGCCGAGUCCCCCAAGGAGGUUUUGGGGGUGCAACUCUGCCGCUGCCCACCAUCCUGGACCAGCCCAAGCCCUGAAAGCGCCGGGCGGAAGAGAGCCGAGCGAAGCCUCCCCCCUCCUCCCUGCCCGAGACCGGGGAAAGGAGGGCCCAGCAGAAGCCUCGGGCGCCCCGGGAGGCGAGUGGCUGCGGCGGCGGCAGGCGAGCGGGCCUGCCACUUUCCUUCUGCCCGCUUGCAUCACCGGGGCCCUCCCAGGACGGCCGAGCGGCCGCAUCCGUUCCCGGCCCACGAGGUGUGGGGAGGGCUGUGCCGGCCUGCCGGGCGGGGAGGUGGGGGGCCCGGCCGGAGCGAGGGGCCAGCGGCGAGCCUUUGGGGCUGCGCCGCGCUCUCUUGGGAAGGGGCCAGGCGCCUUCUCUGCUCCCCCCCACCUGCUGGGGAGCAUCCUCGGAGCUUGCCCCGCACCCCGCGGCCAAGGAGGAGCGCCUGCCCGCCUGCAUCUGUGGUUGUCUUCUUCUUCUUCUUCUCCCUUAGGGGGGCAGGAAGGCCGGAGAACUUCCGUGGAGUUGGCGCCCUCCAUGCCCAGCCCCUGAGAGGAGGGGAGGACGAUUUCAGCGCUUGAGACCGGGGGGGUGGUGGUGGAAGGGAGGGCCAGUGCAAGCCCAUUGCCGGAGGAGGAAGCCCUCCCAGCCCUCGCCUACCUCAUCUGCCGCACGUCCACCUGCUCCCGCCCAGAGGGUGGCUCUAAUUCCGUGACUCACCUGCGCGGCAAGAACGGGUGCCUUCCACAGACACAAGACCUUGGCAGGUGGCCAAAGCCACGCAGCCUUCCCUUCUGAAUCUCCGCCGCCUUUGCCGCAAAAAGGAAGAGCUCCAUCAUUCAGGAGUGCUCUCCGGCUUGCCCUUAAACAUUCUACAUAUCAUAUCCAGGUCUGUUUUCCGUUGGUAAAAAGAAGCAUCUGGCUUUGUCAAGUCUCGUUGCUGUCGCUAACUUCUGUUUCCAGCCUGCACCUGCCUGCCUAUAAACCGUCUGGUGUUCCUCGCGUCCCCCCCCCCCCAACAAUCCAGGACAAAACCCUUCUUGUUCUUUCAUGAGCGUUAGGAGUCAGUCGGACAAGAAAACCUGCCUCUCCAGUUUCGGCCUGGAGACAGAAGUAAGCUCUUGGAGGCUUCAGGCCGCGGACUGUUUUGUCUUGUUUUGCUGAGAUACGGUAAAAUUUACAGUUUUGGUUGCGCUGUUGUUUCGCCUUUGACACGAUGUCCACCCGGGAGAGCGUGCAGAUUCCGGAUGACCGAGAUUUCGACCACUUCCGAACAGAAUGCAACUCCGAGGACGGUUGGAGCCUCACGUACAAUAAAUCCGGGAUUGUCGUGUGGAUCCAGAUCCUCGAGGCGGAGAAGUCCCUGCACAAAAUCAAGUGCAGGAUGGACUGCAAGGAUGUCUCUGCAGAAACCCUCUACGAUGUGCUGCACGACAUCGAAUACAGGAAAAAAUGGGACACAAACGUCAUCGAGACCUUUGACAUUGGCAAGCUGACCGUCAACGCUGAUGUGGGAUACUAUUCCUGGAAGUGCCCGAAACCCUUGAAGAACCGCGAUGUCAUCACGCUCCGUUCCUGGCUUCCCAUGGGCAGUGACUACAUCAUCAUGAACUACUCCGUCAAACAUCCCAAAUACCCCCCUAGGAAAGACAUGGUGAGAGCAGUCUCCAUUCAGACUGGCUACCUGAUUCAGGGGAAAGGAGCAAAGAACUGCAGCCUCACCUACCUGGCUCAGGUAGACCCCAAAGGUUCUUUGCCAAAGUGGGUGGUGAACAAGUCCUCUCAGUUCCUGGCUCCAAAGGCAAUGAAGAAGAUGUACAAGGCUUGCUUAAAAUAUCCCGACUGGAAGCAGAAACACAACCCACAUUUCAAACCGUGGCUGUACCCGGAGCAGAACGCCCUGGGCAGUGUGGCGCUCUCAGACCUGGCCAUCCAGCAUGCCGACUCCCUCGAGAACAUAGACGAAAGCAGCCUCUCUGAGACCAAAGACGACCGGGGCGAAGGCAGCGACGAGGACAGCGUCAACUAAGCGGGCCAUGCAUCACUGACUUGUGUCUCCACUACAUUCACACACCGGGGCUUCUUUUUGUCUGUGUAACCCAGCCCUUGCCAAUCUGGUGCCCUCUACCUGUGCUGGCUGGGGCCGGCGAGAGUUGCAGUCCAAAACAGUUGGAGGGCACCAAGUUGGUAAAGGAUGGUGUAACCAAUGCAGUUGGGGGGGGGUCAGGAAAAAAACAACCCUCCACAUCAUUCUCAAAUACACACAUGGUGUCAGGGGAUGAACUGAAGGAUUCAUCUCUACUUAUAGUCUUAGCUUCCUGGUGCUCUUGUCUAAAGCAGCCCUCUCCAACCUGGUGCCCUCUCCAGGUGUUUUGGACGGCAACUCCCAUCAGGGCCACCCUGGGCGGCCUUUCCAUGAGGGGGUUGAUGGGAGCUAUAGUCCAAAACAUUUGUUUUGUAAUAAAAUGUAAUAAAAUAAAUAAAUAAAUAAAUAAAUUUGGAGGGGGCACCAGGUUGGAGAGGGCUGGUCUAAAAGCUGGGAAAGGGCAGUGGAAAUGGCCUCUUUCUUCAAGGGCAGAGAGCUGACUUUUGCAAAUAAAGGUAACUGCCGUGAAAUUCUUCUCCACUCACUAUUCUGAGAUCUGUGGCUGUCUGUCUAGCCCACGAAUAGCCAACGUGGUGCCCUCUGGAUAUUUUGGACUGCAACGGCCCUCAUCCCUGACCACAGGCAAUCUUGGCAGUGGCUAAUGGGAGCUGUAGUCCAUCACUUCUGGAGGUUGGGGAAGGCUUACUGAGCCACACAUGUGCUCCCUUGAGCCCCUUUCAAACGUCACUUCCUGCAGUUGGCAUCUUUCUUUAGAUGGGGAGGGAGGCGGGAAAGGUGAAACCUUUAUGUAGUCUUUCUCAACCUGUGGCCCUCUAGAUGUUUUGGACGACCACUCCCAUCAGCCCCAGCAUCUUAUGCCUGUGCUGCCUGGGGCUGGUGGGAGUCGUAGUCCACAGCAACCGGAGGCCACUAGGUUGACAAAACCCACAUUUUAUUAAAGUAAGUAUCAGCAGGAUGAACCCUUGGGGACAAACCACACGAGCCACAGCCUCAGGUGACAUAUCUGCUGCUGGCCUGGGCCACUCCAGACGGCAGCUGGGUGUGCAUUGGGCUGAGAGUCUCAAAUGUUUGGUUGCUUCACCAUUUUAUUUUUUUAAAAAAACACAACUCACUGCCACCGUACCCAGGGAGAAGACAAAGAAACCUCCCAGCUGUGCCAGUUUGGCUCUAACUUCCUUGUGUUUGUGUGCUGCCCUCUGAGUAGGGUUGCCUUUGCAUAAACACAGGGGAACUCCAAACUUCUGGUGCCUUCAGGGCCCCAAUCCUCUGGUUUGCUUCUGGAAUGAUUCACUGGAUCAUUUUUAACUUGUCAGUUUCAGCUGGGGAACAUUCCUUGUGGAGUUAAAGGGUGGGUAGGUUUAAUGAGAGGGCCCAGAGCCCUCUGUGCAUGCUCGAAGACCUGCAGGCAGGGCAAGAACCCCCUACCCCAUGCAUUAUGCAAGAGAUUUCAAGCUGUCAGGCUGGUUUCUGAAACAGCUUCAGAGGUGGACGGGUGGGGCAGCCUUUCCCUUGCCUCGCCUCUUUCCCUGCUGUCUUGACCAACUCUGCACAAUGAAUUCAAGUAAUCUUGCACGCGUCUGCAUUUUAAUUUCCAAGAUUGCCUUUGAAUGGGAGGCACUGCAGAUGAGAUGUCCUGUUCCUUUUAGGUUCUGAGCUGGCAGAACACUCGAUCGGUCCAUCCAUUACGAAUGAUGGCUGCUACAAUCUGUCUCAAGGCGCCUGGCUCCAGAUGACCCCCGCCAUGCCCUCAGUGUAAAUUGAGGCACUGGGUGGGUACAUUGUGCUGGACAGCCUGCAGUUCCUCUCCGGGGUGAAGGGAGUGGGGAGAGGCAACUGAAACAUUUCCUCUGCCCCACAGAGCUGCCUUUGCACCAACAUAGUUCAGACUGGAGGGCCCUGCAGUGGGGGGGGUGGAUUAAUCCCCCUCCCCCAGACAAUUGCUCCCAAAGAGAUGUCUGGGGAAACACUAUGGACACUCCCAGGCACCUGUACAUACGUAUCCAUCUGGUUCAGUGGCUGCUGUUUUCUCUCUUUCCUGUGUUAUUCUGUAAUCGUUAUUAGAGCUGCCUUGUAAGGGUGUUGGGGAAUCUUUUUCAGGGGGGAGUUUCUGCUCUGGGGGGGCACAGUUGCUUCUGGGACCAGGAAUCUCCUCCAGGCUUUGUCUCUCUGGCCUCUUGUUGUCCUUCUCUACAUGAUCCGUACAUGUCUGGAAGCCUGAAGCCCCCUCUGGCCUCAAAUCUGGGGUUUGAAGACUGUUUUUAUUUUAGGGGGGGCUUCCCUGAAGCCCCUUUUGCAUUUCAGGGGGAGCAGAAAAAGAACAAGAGAUUUCAUACCUUGUUAUUGGAGCCGUUUGUUUCAAAAUAAAAGGAAUUC